CCGCCGCUCGGGACGGACGGCCUGCGGGUGGGGCCUCGCCGCUCGUUGCCGUCCGGUGCCGGAGGAGAGGGUCGGCCGCUCGCUCGCUCGCCAGCCCCGGGAGACGCCCAGGCCUCGCUCAGCCGCUCCCUCCCGAGCCGUCGGGGACAUGUCGAGGUGGGCGGAGGCCCGGUGGGCCGGCGCCAGACGGCGGACGGCGGCCGAGGCACACGCUCUCUCCUCGAGCUUUUCCCGGAGACGCCUUCCUUUACAAACGCCCCGAGCUUGAAGGAGCCGUUACGGCGAGAAGGCCCCGUCGGGACCCGGAGAAAGAAACGCCGGAUACGCACGUUUUGCAGCAGCUGUCGCGCAGGGAAUCGCUCCAGAAGCUGAGACAAUGAAGCUGUUGGAGAACUCAAGUUUUGAAGCAAUAAACUCCCAGCUGACAGUGGAGACGGGAGAUGCUCACAUCAUCGGCAGGAUCGAGAGCUACUCGUGCAAGAUGGCUGGUGAUGACAAGCACAUGUUCAAACAGUUCUGCCAGGAGGGUCAGCCGCAUGUCCUGGAGGCCCUGUCGCCUCCUCAGACCACGGGAAUCAGCCCCAGCAGGCUCAGUAAAAGUCAGAGCGGUGACGAGGAGGGACCCCUGAGCGACAAAUGCAGCCGCAAGACCCUCUUCUACCUGAUAGCAACACUCAACGAGUCCUUCCGCCCAGACUAUGACUUCAGUGCUGCCAAGAGCCACGAGUUCAGCCGGGAGCCGAGCCUCAACUGGGUGGUGAACGCUGUCAACUGCAGCCUCUUCUCUGCCGUUCGGGAAGAUUUCAACGCCCUGAAGCCACACCUGUGGGACGCCGUUGACGAGGAGAUUUGUCUUUCGGAGUGUGACAUCUACAGCUACAACCCCGACCUGGAUUCGGACCCCUUUGGAGAGGAUGGCAGCCUCUGGUCCUUCAACUACUUCUUUUACAACAAGAGACUGAAGAGGAUCGUCUUUUUUACCUGUCGAUCCAUCAGCGGGUACGCGUACACGCGCUCGGAAGCUGGCAAUGAGCUGGACAUGGAUCUCGGUGAAGAGGACACGGAGGAGAACAGGGAUGCCGGCGACACCGAGAGCGGCAGCAUUGAGGAGGACAGGUUACAAGUUAUUUGCAUGUGAGUUUCCAGAACCGCUCCGAGGUGCCUGGCGGCCCUGCCGAACCGAACCUCUGCCUGCGUCCCGCGGCGGGGCGCCCCGAGCUCCCCAACCGCCCCUGCCCAGCCGCUGCGGCGUUGCCCUGCCCGACACAUACACUGGAGUACCCCAGGCAUCUCGGAGCACGACGGACUGAAAGCAGCUGCGUCCUCCUGGCCGAAGACACGUCCCCUCGCUUUGGUGCUGCCGGCCAACGUCCCCUUUCCCCUCGCCUGCGGCAGCGCAGGCCGGGGCUCGCCGGACAGCUGUGUGGGAGCUCCGAGAAGCUUUGCUGCACUUUAUCGCUGAUCUCGUUGGCUGCACUGAACUGCAAACUCCUCGUGGCGCUGAAGCCGGGCUGGAUUUCCCUCGAGCACUUUUCUGUACUGGUUGUGACCCAGCAAACGCCGUCCGUCCACAGCACCAGCAGCGACGGAGGGAUGCCUCUGCCCAGCCUCCUCCAGAAGCAGCGUUGUUGAACUCCCCACGAACUGUCCUCCGCUCCUUCCCCAGAGAAGAGUCCGUUUGUUUCAAAGAGGUUUGCUUUGCUCUUGCCCUCCCACAGAGGUUUUCUCCAGUUUGGUUUUGUUGGUUUUGUUUUAUUUUUCUCUCUUUGCUGGGUGGUACCUGUGUCCUGCACGGUUCCCGUGCAGAGGAGUCCCCACCCUGCGGGUGAGCGCUGGACCAGGCGCCUCGGCCCGCACCCCCAGGAUUUCCUUUGGGGUUAUUUUUAAAACCACAGCUGUCUUUUGGCAGUCUGGAGGCCAGAGCAGGGCCAGAGCAUGGCAGCGGCAGCGGCCACGGUGCCGGGGCCCGGCUCAGCCCCUGCCGGGGGCUGCAGCAUCUGUUUUAGUGCUGGGGGUGAGCCCGGCCCGUGGCGGGAGCACGGUGCUGCCUCUCCCACCCACGCUUUUGUCCCCCUCACCCAGCCGCUGCGGGGGUGAGCCCCCCGCUCCACCCAAGCACCCAGAGUUUUGGGGCCAAGGUUCCCACCGCCCCUGUAUUUCAGCAGGUCAGGGAAGGCUCAGCUGAGCAGGCACAAAGGAGGAGCCGCAGCUGCUGCAGCACCGGAGCAGCCUCCAAACGCCUCCCGCCCCUGAGGGGAGCCUGCGUGGGGCAGUGCCAGUGUCACAGCUCCUUGCCCCACUGGGGUCUGCCUGUGCAGCCCCUGCCCCUCCAGCCACGGCUGUCUUGCGGGGUCUCCCUCCUUCCUCCUGCUGGGGGCUAAGCCACUUUUGGAAGGGGCUGGCUGGGAAGGUGGAGGGGAUGCCCUAAGGCUGGAGACUCGUGGCACUUGGUGGGGGCUUCCCCCCGUCCCCAGCCUGUCCUCAUCCUGGCAGGAGAUGAGAGGCUCCAGAUGAUGUUCCAGACCCGGCUCCAGCCUCCAGCCGGGCAAGGCAGGGCUCCUGGGGCGUAGAGGGAAGGCAGACAGACAGACAGACAGACACCCCCGCUCCUUCCCCCCAGGGCUGAGCGCGCAGAGGAGGGCACUGGCAGCAGCGGCAGCUCUCCCAGCUUCUCUCCCUUGCUGUAACUCUUCAGAAGCCUGUUUUUCAGUUGGAGUUUGUUUCCUCCUCGCUCUUCGGCUCCCAGCCCGCUGCUCCCUUUUUCCACCAUGGCUCACAGGCCCACCGCACCUCCCUCUGCGCCCGCCUGAGCCCCUGUGGGGUGGAGCGGGGUUUGGCCCGGUCCCACCUCCUCCAUCAUUCGCCCCCCUACUCGCGCGCUGCUGCGGCUGCCUGCCCCCCUUCCCCCCUGUCAGGGAACUUGGACUUCACAGCGUAGCAAUGUAUCCUUACACCAAUAAAGUUUUUCUGUGAUUUGA
Messenger RNA from Phalacrocorax carbo (great cormorant), 2978 nucleotides. The record is from RefSeq and is a predicted model, not a curated record. Lineage: Eukaryota; Metazoa; Chordata; Aves; Suliformes; Phalacrocoracidae.